Molecule: messenger RNA, 1199 nt
Organism: Colletotrichum godetiae
Lineage: Eukaryota; Fungi; Ascomycota; Sordariomycetes; Glomerellales; Glomerellaceae
Exons: 2
Coding region: 276-998 (240 amino acids)
Source: RefSeq, a predicted model, not a curated record
UCGCUCGCGAAGACAACUCUGAACCCGUCUUGCAUCAUUCUGUAACUGCCACAGCCGAGGUUGACAGCCCGCUUUGCGUCUUGGACAGUAGCAUCGACUUUGAGCCCGAAAAGCAGGUGGCAAUUCAUAUUCUGAGAUGCAGAGAGCCAGUCACAACGGCGCUUCAUUCUUCCAUGAAAUCCAUCACCCCGACCAAGACUCAUGAGGCUGUCUAGUGGAUACGCUUCGAGAGCCAGGAAGGUGUCCGAUCCUCAUCUCAGGGAACGAAGACAAUCAUGACUUCGCCCUUCAGCACCAAGAGCCUGGGCAACACAAACUUCCCGAGUCUUCGAGGCAUCUCGGACUUAAAACCCUUCCCUCCGUUUGAUCCGAGGUUCGGUCGCACAAUCAAAAGCAAGAAUAAGUUGUCUGGCCUUGCCUAUCGCUACCAGAGCCAGGCAUUCUCCCCUAUCAAGCCUCUUGCUACUAAAUCAGAGAGACGACGAAUCAGACAAGUCUCGGUCUCCCAAGUGUCCACUAUCAGCUCCAGCUCCGUUGGUAGACUCUGUGACCUAGACGAGGACGCCUUUGUCAGGUUUCCAUCUUUCGAGCAGGCUUCGGUGAAGCAGCUCGAUGAACUCCUCGAGCUUGAGAGCCGGUUCGCUCAGUACUACGAUGGGGAUGAAGAAGACGAUGAGUGGGGCGCCGAGUAUGACGACAUCGAUGAAGCCGCGGUCUCAUCGAAGAGGAACCCCAGUAUCGUCGAUUACGAGAAGUAUGCCGAGGAUAGUUUUAUCCAGCAGAUCUAUGAAGAUCUUCCCGAGGUUGAGAACUAUGAUUUCAAGACCGCCAAGAAGUCAACCCGUAACGUGCGAUUUGGCAACUACACCACCGGCAAGUAUGUAAAGAUCAAGUCGGAGGAAGAAGACGGCGUGUCGAAGCCAAAGAAGAAGAUGGGCAAAUGGGCUGCGGGUCUUUUUCGCAAGGCCGUCAGCCUCUUCUUUCCGAAGACCACCUAGGCUUUCUUGUUCCUUGUAGCUCAAUAGCGACUUGACUUCUUCAUUUGAGUUGGAGACGAAAGGCGAUAGACCAAAGCUACGUGCUUCUCGUUGAGUAAUACCAACUUACGCUACAUUGAGAUUUUGGGGGCAUUUGAAGCUUUUCUGACGACAAAUGUCUUUUUAGGUGCCUUUUUUCUUUUCUUUUUUAAAAGAAAAAAG